GGCGCGGCGCAUGCGCGGGGGGAAGGCGGAAGUGCCGCUGUUGCCAUGACAACGGCGUCCGGCAUGCGGCGCGCCUGAGGCCCAGCGGGCCGGGAGCCGCCGGACCCCCCCCCCGGCCCGGCCCGGCCCGGCCCCCAUGGCACGGAGGGCGCUGCGCUGCGUCCUGCGGCUGGAGAUCCGCGAGAUAACUUGCCCUGGAGUGCAGCUGAAAGACAAAGAGGAGCUCUAUCUCAGUGUCUCUCUGCUUGGGCAGUACAAAAAAACUCGGCGCGUCCCUGCAGCAUUUCCACUUUUCUUUCAAGAAAAACUAGUGUUUGAAAAGACAUUUGCUGAUAUAGUUGAUCCUGCAGACCUUGUGAAGUUACUGGAAUUUGACACAGCAGUACUUGAACUAAUACAGCUGGUUCCUCCAGUAGGAGAAAUUCUAGCUACUUAUGAAGAAAAUACAAGAGAUUUCCUGUUCCCUGACCCUAAGCUUACCCGUCGGCACCAUGGUUUAGAUCGUGAGAUUUUAAUGAAGAGGUCCUCUUCUUUUACAGGAAUUGCACCAAAAUUGAGAUUUUCUACGAGCUCCCUUAUUACAGAAAGUCUGUUAAGCUCAGGAAGGAGUCACAUACAGGAUGAUUUGAAUUGGGUACAUCACUCAACCCCAAAUGGAAAAUUGCAAACAAAGUUGCCAAAGAAAAUCACACUUUCACCUGAGAAAAGCAGGCACAGCAUAGUGACAAAAAACUACGAGCAGCCUACAAUAGCUUCUAAGUCACGUUCUCCAUCUCCAUACACAAAAAGACGAAUGUGUGAGCUAUCAGAAGAAGCCAGGCAACGAUUGGCCCAUUUAAACCUUGGUCCUUAUGAAUUCAGAAGAGAAACUGAUAAACCUCCAUUUGUAGUUAGACGGGUAGAACAACAAAGUCCUGGUAGUGAUCUUCAUGCCUGGUGUACCCUGAGAGAAAGUACAGUGGGAGCCUGGUCCAAGGUAACGCAUGAUCCUUCUCUUCUCGGCAGCUACAAACCCAAGAGAGCCAAAGCAAAAUCUACUCAUGGAAAAGACUGUGACAGCUCGUCUGAUGUUUGUAAUGAGGAUGUGAUCUCGGGUCCACCUAACAGACAGCCCCAUUCUGCUGGUUCAUUAGUGCAUUCAGCACCUUCAGCAUUUCAGAAGCAUUCUCCAAGUUCGGUGCUAAAUCGAUCUUCUCUAAGGGAAAGAUUUAACGCUCAUUGUCCUCCACCAGCAAAUGGAGAUGAGAUCCAUAAAAGAGUGAAAAAUAUCUUAAGAACACACAGUGCUAGACAGCGCCUAGUAUUUAAUGAAAGUAACUCAUCAAAAGGAGACUUGACUAAGACAAGAGACUCUUCUCAUAAAGCGCACUUAUCCAUGAGUGAACUGCAGAGCAGUUCACCAGUGCAGCGGAACACCACUGUUCACUUGGAUAAUGGUGAAUACUGGUCCAGUCGUGCAGCUGUAUACAAAGGGAAGUCUCACAGAGCAAUCUUUGAAGACAGUCUCGAGAAAAUAUACAGAAACAUGUACCGAAAAGCUUCUGGCAUUGUUUCAGACCAAAAACCACACUCCUGAUAGCAAUCUAGCUGGAAAUGCACAGUACACAAUGUUGAUAUUUCUUAUGAAAACAAUUUUUAUGUGACAAAUAUUUGUACUCUAUUUUUAAGGUAUAAUUAUGUCUGGGCAGGCUUUUAGAGAAAUGGGGUUUUGGCAUGGGUUGCCACUUGAAUGCUACUAGCAGAACCACAUUCACCCUACUACCCCCUGUAUCAUUAUCAGGAGCAACACCUCCUCCCUAAUUAAAAAAAAAAAAAGUACAAAGCCCCUCCAAAGCUAAGAUGGUGUUGCUCCUUUGAGACUAUCAGAAAAUAGUCAUUUGAAGACAAAUAGGUCUGCUGGACAUUCCUGCCUGACAUAAGUCAGGUUUCAGCUGCAGUCAAUUAUUAUUUAAAUAAUUAAAUCUGUUCAGUAACAUAAAUAGAAUUGGUUGAAGAAGCAAUAUGUCCUAGUGUUCAGAGAGGGUGUCUGAGGGGGAGGCAAAUGCAAGUGUUGAUAUAAAAGCGUCUGCUCUGGGAAAGAGGGAAUUGGAAUGGUUUUCUAGAAAAUUGGGUUUGGAUUGUUUAUUUUUGAGAAAAGCAGAAAGAAAAGUCUGAUACUGACCUACAGAUAUGCUUUCAAAGUAGUUUCAAGCACCUUUAAUCACAUUUUCAAAUAAUGUCAAAUUUUAAAAGAAACCCACCCAGAUCUUUGUAUCAGAAGAAAAGUUGUCUUCACAUACCCUACGUGUUUGAAAGUUUCCAGGUUUUCUUGAGUGCAGUCAUGACAUUUACCAUUAUACUUGUGAUUUUUAAAAAUACAGAUAGGAAAUGAGUGGGGAGGGGGAAAGACUGGAGCUAGCCAGCAAGCUUGUAUACCCAGUACGGGCUUUCUGAAGUUCCUGCAUCACAAUCCCACCUAAUUUGGAGCCUGUCCUUCCCAGCCUGCUGGGAUCCUGUUGGCAAAAAUCGCAUCCUUUUUGCUAAAGGCCACCAAAUGUUCAUCAGCAGUUCAAUGCUUUCCCCAGGGAUGGAACCUUUUCAGCCUUGCAUUGAACAGAUCCCACAUUAGCAGACCAGGGCAAAUUGCCCAUCUAUUGAAAAGCAGAAUGUUUUAAAAGGGCAAGAGUGUCCAUCUCCUGCUUCCUUUUAGAAUGGGGGGGGAAAAAACAAAUGCCUAUUCUGGCUCCUUCCCUGACUGAGCGAACAGAUUCAGUUACACCAAUGCCAUAUUACCUGUUAGGAUUGGAUAAAGGAUAAAGCUUGCAGUACAGAUGGCAGAACAUCUGACUGUAACCUGCCAGCAUGCAAAGAUAAACAAAAAGUUGGUCUACUCUGCCUUCCAUCCUUUAAUGCUGAGACAACAUAAUUGAUUUGAGAAAGCAGUUGGUGAGCAAUUAUGCUAGUGGGAGAGCACGUUGAAAGGCUGUGUGCUUCUGUUUCAGGAAAGGGGACUCUCAAAGGAAGUGUCUUCCAUAUAGACAUUUCUAUUCCUUGUAGCAGUUAAACCAGUUGAAGUGGAUUAACACUGAUAACUUCCUGUCCCUGAUGCCAUUUAGCACAUUACUGCUUUCAAAGGGCAUUAGCUGCACAGUCUUAUGGAUAAGUGUUGAUGCACGCUAUGAAGUAGUAUACUUUUUUUGCAGAUUUGCAAAAUAAAACUUACCCAAGCCAUGCCACUGAAGGCAUGAUGGCUGUAUUGUGCUACCAGUACCUGGUAUGCAUUCAUUAGUAUGUUCCUACUCUUUAGUAGUCCAUAAAGGAAGAGUUUUUCUUGCUGCAUAUGAAAAUAAAUAUAUCCAAAUCGUUCCUAAAUAGGCACAGAAUAUUCUGAGAGAGAAUUUUCCAACCUUUUAGCUUAAAAUGAAAAUCUGAAAGUUGCUGCAGUUUCUUGUAUGUGUUUGAGCCUUAAAGAUUUGCUGUUCUUCUCAUGAUGACCUAGUUUUCAUUCAAUAUUAUCUGUGUUUGCCCUUGCUGGUGUCACAGCUUAAUGAAAGCUACUAUCUUCUGAAGGAUGGCUCUCCCCUUUGGCCUCAUCUCAUUCUAUGAUAGGGAAGUACUGUUUGUUUUUUCCCUCCCUGGCAAUCCAGCAUUGCAAACUUUAAUCCCAUUAGCUCAACGUGUAGGAGGCUGAAUGCUGAGGCUUUGGGAUUUUGUGUGUGAAUGAGUAAGGACACAAGUUGCCAUGAAUUCAAGACGUGAUGAGGGAGGUUGGAGGCCAAAGUAGAAAACCAAGGUAAGAUUUCUGAGGGGUCCAGAAGCAGGGGGAUGUAUUGUUUAAUUCCCCUAGAAUUAAUGCUAAAGAAGCAAAGCAUACAGUAAUAUGGCAACCUUUCUUCUUCAUCAAAGGCUAAAACUGGAUAGAAGAAAAAGAAGAAAGUGUCAUAUAUUGAAUUCUGACCAGCAUGAAUAUUGUCACUGAAGCCUUUGAAGGCAGUGUAGCAACAAAUGAAGCAGAUAGAUUAUGAGUGUUGGCCCUGCUCCAGCUGCAGAGGGAGAUGGUGUGUACGUCUUUCUGAGUCAGCUGCUGCAGGAUAUGUGUUUCCCUCUUGGGUCAGAGUCAUUCCACAGCUUAUAUGCUGUGAUAUGGCACAGUGCUUUUCCAAGCAAUGUGCUGGAAAUCCCGUUAGUUAAUGGAAAUUUUUUCUAUGAAAUGUGACUUAAGUCCUGAAGUACACUAUCUGUCCAUAAAAUCUUCAGGCCACUUGGUUGUUUAAAGCUUUUGGCCCCUUCCCUGUUUCCUUAGCUACCUCUUCUAUUAAUACGCAUAUAGCUCAAGUGCACUGAGCACUGCUGCUCCUUUGCUACUGCAGCGUGUGAUAAGUAUAGGUUCAGGCAGCAAAGCAGUGUAGUAAUAAGCUGUAAUUGUUUAGUGCACCUUGCCUUCUAAUACAAUUUAAAUCACUUCUAUCAAAUGCACAUUUCUAGGUUCCUGAGUGGUGUCUUAAAUAGUGUUUUUUUAUGCUCAUUCCCACUUUUUUCCUUCCCCAAAAUGGUCUGUUAGUGACAGUGGGAUGGUGUAACUCCACACCCAUCAUUUUACCUUCUGAAGGAAAGCUACCCACUUGAGUCUAGUAAUAAUGGGCUAGAUUAAGAGAGAAUUAGUGCACUUUCUAUCAAGUCUCUCUCUUUCUCUUGUCCUCCCCAAGCUAUUACAACCCAUGAGUAUUUUCACCAAAUGUUUUGCAGAAUCCAGUGUUGCUUGAAGUAUGCAAUCUAAUCAGUGUAAUAUUUUAAUGAAUCGUUUUAAUAAAUCAGAGUUUGCUUCCAACUUGCUCCCUCUCCUCUCUCCUAUAGAUAACUUUACAUAGCUUAGGACCUUGGGAUGGCUCAGUAGGCAGGUAGUUUGUCUACUCAUUCAGUAGGAUGCCAAAUCCUUUGCUGAGUAGUAGUUGCUUUGGAAAUCACUCAGUCAUUGACCUGUUGCGGAUUAAAGGCACAAAUGUCAAACUCUUUAAUGAUUUGCCUUAUCAAAGUUUUCAACAAGAAGAAAGGAAGCUUAAAUUGGUCCGCUGGGGACAAGAGGCAUAGGGAUGGAUAGAGUAAGGAACAGCUUUGUGAGAUGGAUGGGCAAGAGUGUUCAUACCCCAGAUCUGAGAGGCUUAGAUGAUGAGUGCUGUUCUUUAGACUGUGCAUCACGUCUGAAUUUUACUAUUGCUUAGGGGGUUGCCAAAAUGGUGAGUGUAGAAAGAAAUUACCUAUAGAGGUUGGGAACCUGUUUUGGGGGUAAAAUAACAGAACUUCUACCUCUGCUCAGUGUUGAAUUAAUAGUCUGUGCUAAAAUCCUUCUCAUUGUUACCUCAGCUGUAAAAUGGGGAGUUUGUGCUCCACUGAAGCUUAAUUAAAUGACUGUAAAGUGCUUUGGGAUCCUGAAGUGAAUGUUACAGAAAUUAUUUUGUGGAAGCCUGGCUGAAAAGUCCCAUCUCAUCUCCAGGUUACUAAAAAGACCUUAUUUUAAUUUUCCCAGUUUUAUUAUUUUUUAAUUAGACAAUUAUUAAGCAAGUCUUAAUCUUAUCAAGAUAGAAACCUGAUAAAUUUAAGAAACUAUUGAAAAAGACAACGAACUGUUUUACUACAUGUGCUUUCAGGAGUUUGUCUUUACCAUGGAUAUCCUAAUCAGCUUACGUCUCUUGAAUGAUCUGGGUUCAUUAAACUCAUACUAAUUGAUCUUUGUUUGUUUGUAAUCUUAAUGCUUUAGCACUUUCUUCUAAGAAGGCUAACCAGCACUAUUAACAUCUGUCAUGUUUUGUUCUCAUCCUCUUCCUAGGAAGUAAGGGGUACAAAGGUGUGUGCAACUUGACAGUGGAAGUGUUUCUGUGGUGUGUUGUAGGUUUGUCAGAGAAAGUAAGUUGGGAGGAGUCUCUGCCUUUUCAGUCUGUUUGCAAGGUAUUGUAUUAUAUAGUUCUGAUCUUCCUGAUUUUUAGAAUUGAAAUUGUUUUCUGGAACACUGAACUAUGCAAGAAUCUUGUAAAUCUUGUAAUAUGUAAAGUCUUAGUUAUAGGAAAGCCAACCAUGAUGUUAAUUACUUCACUGUUACAGAGUGAUCAUUAGCAGGAUGCUGACAUCUCAAGAGAUUUAAGAGGCAAUAAAUUUGGGGAAACUUUUAAAUCAGUGAAAAUUAGCUUCUUCACUGCUUAAUUGUAGUGAAAAUGAUUGAAUCUAAGAGAGAACAGCAUUUCUGUGGAUGAUCUUAAUGAGCUACCUCAGUAACAAAACUUAUAUCUGGUGUAGGUGAGGGUCUCUGGUAGCAGCAGAGAACCAGUCUUCACCCAGUUCCUUUGAGUUUCAAUGAAUAAACUAGUGUUAUGGGAAGUGAUGAAGAGCAUCUAAUAUCCUCGUUUCGGUCAUAUAGUGAAAAAUUAAACACAAACCCCAAUGCUUUUGUUAGUUUCUACUGCUUCGUCCAUGGAAUUCAAAACAUUGUCAACCAAACCCCUUAGAAGUUGAGGCUGUAGCUCUGUUAGCAGUGUUGGCUUGCCAAAGACAUUCAGUUUAUUCCUUGUUUGUCUUCAGUGAGAAACUCUGAAGUGCAGUGAUAAUUUGUCUGAAUGACAUGGAGGAACAGUAAUCCUUCUCCUUGCUUUAUCAGCGUGGAGAUUCUUUUCAUAUUUCUGUUCAGUUCUGGGUGAUUGUUUCUGACAGAGAACUCUGCAUGAGAUGCAGAGAUCUGAGCCAUCGUCUCACCUCUACCUCUUCAGGGGAGGGAGCCUGCUGUUGCCAAGCAAGGUCUCUUUUGUUUCACAAGGAUUUACAGAACCUGAGGAUACAGCACAAAAACUUUGUUCUGCUAUCAAACACUGAUGCCACUGAAUGGACAGGACCAUACGGGAUGGGGGUAGGAGGUUGAAAGUCGGGGUGGAUCUGGGGAGAUGUUUGGUGAAUGGCUUUCCAUGGGUUAUGGAUAAUUCAUGGUAAACAAAUCAGCGUACCCCACAACCUGUGGAACUUAUAAAUAUGCGUUGAAGUAACCAAAGCACCACUUAUGUUGCUGAAUGGUGGUAAAUUCUAAUGCUUAUAUUUGUAUUGUUACACUGACUUCAAUUUUGGGAUGUUGAGAUAAUUGUGUUGCUACUAAGGCUAUAUGCAUGAACUGCUUCAUUCAGUACUCCAGUAGUAAACAUUUGCUAAGAGGUUGCUUUCCCUGCUUGCCUUGUUUUCACCACAGUCAUCUAGUGUUUACAUACAUUUUAGCCUCUGUGCCAUUUUUGAAGGCUUUAUUUGUCUCAUUUACGUUUUUGGUUUGGAUAAUACUUAAAUAUGAAAUCCAUCUGUGAAACAUAUUGUAUAUUCACGUUGAGGGGUAAAACCAGUUUUUAAUUAAAAUUUUAUACAGCGCUUGUA
Messenger RNA from Anas platyrhynchos (mallard), 7377 nucleotides. It is a transcript of the gene SPATA6, whose product is annotated as spermatogenesis associated 6. The record is from RefSeq and is a predicted model, not a curated record. Gene Ontology annotation, cellular component: sperm head-tail coupling apparatus. Gene Ontology annotation, biological process: motile cilium assembly; spermatogenesis. Gene Ontology annotation, molecular function: myosin light chain binding. NCBI's taxonomy places the organism in Eukaryota, Metazoa, Chordata, Aves, Anseriformes, Anatidae.